Messenger RNA from Anas platyrhynchos (mallard), 1957 nucleotides. The record is from RefSeq and is a predicted model, not a curated record. NCBI's taxonomy places the organism in Eukaryota, Metazoa, Chordata, Aves, Anseriformes, Anatidae.
GCAGCUCCAGGGCUGCUGGGACCGGGCCGGGGGGGCCCUGGGGGUCUGCAGCCGGGCACCGGGGUCCUUCUGCGCAUGGAGCAGCUCACCCUGGGCUGGGUGCUGCUGGCCAGCACCCUGUUUGGCACCACAGCCACUGGCAGCAGGCGAGAUGCCCGUGCUAUCUCAGAGAAGGUGAUGGACAUGGCCCGGUACUCCUUUGAUGACCAGUACCAGGACUGCAGCCGCAUGAUGGAGGAGAAGCUGAAAACAGUGAACCGCACUGAGUUCAAAAACAAGGUGUAUAAAGACACCUGGAAAAAUGCAUCCGAGCACUGGCAGAAGCAGUGGGGCAACUCCAACCGCCCGCAGGUGCUGCCGCAGGAGCAGGCGGUGGCCGUGCUGGCGUACACUCACAGGGGAGACCUGUCCAACCAGCUCAACACAGCUAUGCAUAAGGGUGGGCGCUCCCCUGAGCACUAUCUGGAAUCCUUCCCCUUCAAGACGCUGCAUUUCCUCCUGACCGAGGCCCUGCACACCCUGAGGGAUGACCAGGGCCGCAGAUGCUACAACGUCUCCCGUGGUGUCAAUGGCACCCGCUUUACAGCCCAUCUCAAGGAGACCGUCCGCUUCGGCCACUUCGCCUCUGCCUCCUUGAAUGAGAGUAUUGCCAAGGGUUUUGGCACUGACACCUUCUUCGUUGUGAACACCUGCUACGGUGUCUCCAUCGGGAACUUUUCCUUCUCCCCAGAACAGGAGGAAGUCCUCAUCCCACCCUAUGAGGUCUUCAGGGUCACCAACUACACCUGUGACAGAGACGGAACCGUCAUCCAUCUCCACUCCCAGACUGCGCUCAGCACCUACAACUGCGAGUUUUUGAAGGGUACGGGCAGGCAGCAGGCCACUUGCAGCAGGCGAGAUGUCUGUGCUAUCACAGAGAAGGUGAUGGACAUGGCCCAGGACUCCUUUGAUGACCAGUACCUGAACUGCAGCCGCAUGAUGGAGGAGAAGCUGAAAACCGUGAACCGCAAUGAGUUCCAAAACAAGGUGUAUGCAGACACCUGGAGAGAAGCAGCCAAGCACUGGCAGAAGCAGUGGGGCAACUCCAACCGCCCGCAGGUGCUGCCGCAGGAGCAGGCGGUGGCCGUGCUGGCGUACACUGACGGGGGACAUCUGUACAAGCAGUUCAACACACUUGUGCGUGAGGGUGGGUGCUCCCGUGAGCACUACCUGCAACACUUCCCCUUCAAGACGCUGCAUUUCCUCCUGACCGAGGCUGUGCACACCCUGCAGAAGACCCAGAGGCCCAAAUGCAACAGAGUCUACCGCGGCAUCAAGGGCAUCCGCUUUAUGGCACAGCUCAACCAGACCGUCCGCUUUGGCCAGUUCGCCUCUGCCUCCUUCAAUAAGAAUAUUGCCCAGGAUUUUGGCACUGACACCUUCUUCGUUGUGAACACCUGCUACGGUGUCUCCAUCAGGAGCUUCUCCUUCUACCCAGAACAGGAGGAAGUCCUCAUCCCACCCUAUGAGGUCUUCAAGGUCACCAAAGUCAUCUGUUACACAGACGGAACACACAUCCAUCUCGACUCCCAUUCCAGGCACAGCAACUACAACUGUGCGCUGCUGAAGGAGAAAAGGUGCAAGGCCCAGCCGUGUGUUUUCAGCGCAGGCACGAGCAGUCCCAGGGAACCCCCACACCUCUGGAGUCUCCUCUUGGCAGCCGCAGCCCUGGCAGCCGUGGGACGCCUCUAACCCAGCUAUGCUGCUGCUGCACCUCCGCAAGGAAAACGGGGCAGAAACGUGAGAACACAUUUAAUGGACACUGUGGGAUUACGCUUUCCUCUGCCGGAUGCUUUCUGCUCCAGCAGGAGCGGUGCCACCAGCCCCAGGAUGCUCCGGUGGCCCUAGAACACCAGCAGAGGCUGGAGGAAGCCUUUUCCUGGCUUUUGCAGAGAAAUAAAAGCACUGCUGGAGGAUG